UAUAUACACCCUCGAGUAGUCGUCCCAGCUGCGCCGUCAGCCCGCCACAUCUCCUCUCUGUAACGUGCACGGUACCUAGUGUGUGCGAGCAGCAGCUUUGGCAGCAAUGGCGAGAGCUGCGUUGGUCCUCCCUGCCGCUCUACUGCUGUGCCUUGCAUUGGCCGGCCGUGCCGAUGCUGCGAGGAAGACGGUUGGGGUGUACGAGCUCAAGAACAAGAAGUGGGAUUUCUCCAUCAAGGUCACCAACUGGGGAGCCACCCUCAUGUCUGUCAUCGUUCCUGACUCCAAAGGGAACUUGGCUGAUGUCGUCCUUGGGUAUGACACCGUUGCUGAGUAUGUGAACGGCUCUUCUUACUUCGGGGCGCUGGUCGGCCGCGUGGCCAACAGAGUCGCCAAGGGCCGCUUCGUGCUCGACGGCAAAGCCUACCACCUGUACAUCAACGACGGCAAGAACGCACUCCACGGUGGCCACAGGGGUUUCAGCAAGGUCAUCUGGACGGUGAAGGAGUACGUGCCUGACUGCGACUCCCCUUACAUCACCUUCUACUACCACAGCUUCGACGGAGAGCAAGGAUUCCCGGGCGACCUGGACGUGUACGUGACGUACCAGCUGUCGAGCCCCUACGACCUGAGCCUGCACAUGAACGCGACGGCGCUCAACAAGGCGACGCCGGUGAACCUGGUGAACCACGCGUACUGGAACCUGGGCGGCCACGGCAGCGGCGACGUGCUGGGCCACCUCAUCCAGGUGUCGGCGUCGCGGUACACGCCCGUGGACAAGUCGAUGAUCCCGACGGGGCAGGUCGCGGGCGUCGUCGCCGGCACGCCCUACGACCUGCGCCGCCUCACCCGCGUCGGCGCCCGCAUCGGCCUCGUCUCCGGCGGCGGCGCGGUGGGCUACGACCUCAACUACGCGGUGGAUCAGGGGUCGUCGCCGUCGUCCGCGCUCACGCAGCAGGUGGCGUUCGUCCGGGACCCGGCGUCCGGGCGCGCGUUCGAGCUGUGGGCGAACCAGCCCGGCGUGCAGCUCUACACCAGCAACUGGCUCAAGGACGAGAAGGGCAAGGGCGGCAAGGUGUACCAGAAGUACGGAGCGCUGUGUUUGGAGACGCAGGCGUUCCCCGACGCCGUCAACCACCCCAACUUCCCGUCGGAGAUCGUCAGGCCCGGCGGGGUGUACCGCCACGACAUGCUCUUCAAGUUCUCCUUCUAAUUGUUAUAUAAGUAUACUACUAGUCCGUGCCUUCUUCGUGGCACCUUUCGCACGCGAGUGGCUCCUGCUAUCUAGCAGUGAUUGUGCAAUGAAGAAACUUGCGUGGCGCGUGGACAAUCAGUAAAGUUUGUUUUUUUGUUGUUGAGAGCACGUGCCCUCACUCUUCUA
Molecule: messenger RNA, 1381 nt
Organism: Sorghum bicolor (sorghum)
Lineage: Eukaryota; Viridiplantae; Streptophyta; Magnoliopsida; Poales; Poaceae
Product: aldose 1-epimerase
Exons: 5
Coding region: 107-1213 (368 amino acids)
Biological process (GO): beta-D-galactose catabolic process via UDP-galactose, Leloir pathway; glucose metabolic process
Molecular function (GO): carbohydrate binding; aldose 1-epimerase activity
Source: RefSeq, a predicted model, not a curated record